AUGGCGCGAGGACCGAGGAACAUCGGAAGCAGGGACGGGCCAGCGCCCACCCUGUGCGGCCAGGCCAAGUGCUUCGACCGGCUGCUCCGCCUCUGUGUGGCCUGCAAGCUCUUCCGGACGCCGGAGCCCAGCCCGGCGGCCGAGGCGAGCAGCCUGGCGCCCGGGACGGCGCUGCAGCCGCAGGAGUCAGUGGGCGCCGGCGCCGGGCCCCAGGGGGCGCUGCCGCUGCCCGGGCUGCUCUUGGGCGCCCCCGCGCUGCUGGGGCUGGCGCUGGCCCUGCUGCUGGUGUGCUUGGUGACCUGGAGGCGGCGGCGCGGCGGGGUAGCGCUCCCCGAGGCCCCGGAGCGCAGCGGGAACGAGCCUCUGGGUAAUGCCAUCAUCCUGUCCCCUGGACCCACUGAUGCCACAGCUCCCAUCUGGCCUCCGCCUGAAGACGCAGCCACCACCCCAUCGGGCCACAGUGUCCCUGUGCCAGCCACAGAGCUGGGCUCUACUGAGCUGGUGACCACCAAGACAGCUGGGCCUGAGCAGUUGUAG
Messenger RNA from Orycteropus afer afer, 537 nucleotides. It is a transcript of the gene TNFRSF13C, whose product is annotated as TNF receptor superfamily member 13C. The transcript has 3 exons. Gene Ontology annotation, biological process: T cell costimulation; positive regulation of T cell proliferation; B cell costimulation. The record is from RefSeq and is a predicted model, not a curated record. Bases 1 to 537 code for a protein of 178 amino acids. Gene Ontology annotation, molecular function: signaling receptor activity. NCBI's taxonomy places the organism in Eukaryota, Metazoa, Chordata, Mammalia, Tubulidentata, Orycteropodidae. Gene Ontology annotation, cellular component: external side of plasma membrane.